This is a messenger RNA of Lathyrus oleraceus (garden pea), 1078 nucleotides long. RefSeq names its product superoxide dismutase [Cu-Zn]. Bases 360 to 818 code for a protein of 152 amino acids. Lineage: Eukaryota; Viridiplantae; Streptophyta; Magnoliopsida; Fabales; Fabaceae. The transcript is spliced from 9 exons. Gene Ontology annotation, molecular function: copper ion binding. The record is from RefSeq and is a predicted model, not a curated record. Gene Ontology annotation, biological process: superoxide metabolic process.
UCACGCUUUCGUACUUUAUUUACGAUCGAUCGUUCGCAGUUUGUUUAAUUUGUUGUAAUAUAAGAUGCUGAUCGAUCACUUUUUUUCAUACUGAUUUGAUUAUUUCAGAAACCUAACUAUUUCGCGGAUCUGUAUUAUUUUUUCCAAAAUAUUAUGAUAAUUUUAGAUUAAUCGUGUUGAAUUAGACCUAUAUCAUUGUUCUUGAGGAAUUUGAAUGAAUCGGAAUCAGUUUCUGUUGUUUUGGACUUAACUCGACCGAAUCUAUCUAAUCACAGUGUUGAAUUUGGAGCAGUCUCUGUAGUACCGAGGAAUCUGGUGUAUGAAAUCGAAAUCGACGCUGACACUUAUCACAUUGAACAAUGGUGAAGGCUGUGGCAGUUCUUAGUAACAGUAACGAAGUCUCGGGUACUAUUAACUUCAGUCAGGAGGGAAAUGGUCCAACCACUGUAACUGGAACUCUUGCUGGUCUUAAGCCUGGCCUCCACGGCUUCCAUAUCCAUGCCUUGGGAGACACCACAAACGGUUGCAUUUCAACUGGACCACAUUUCAAUCCUAAUGGGAAGGAACAUGGUGCCCCUGAGGAUGAGACUAGACAUGCUGGUGAUUUAGGAAAUAUCAAUGUUGGUGAUGAUGGAACUGUAAGCUUCACCAUUACUGACAACCAUAUCCCUCUCACUGGAACAAACUCCAUCAUAGGAAGGGCUGUUGUUGUCCAUGCCGAUCCUGAUGAUCUUGGGAAAGGUGGUCACGAGCUUAGCAAAACUACUGGAAAUGCUGGUGGCAGAGUAGCUUGUGGUAUUAUUGGGUUGCAAGGAUAGAUCACUACUCUCCACUGUGCGUGCUGUUGAAGUUUUAGAAGAAUAAAUUGCACUCAUCCCUCUCUUGCUUGUUUAGGUCUGAUCUGUACUGCCGGAUAAUGUGUUUUUGUUUGUAUUGAAAUCUCAAUGGCUAUAUGACUGCACUUGGUGUUUAAUCAGUUACUUCAGAUGAAGUCUGUGGUUGUUGUCAUGCUUGUUUUCAGUUUGCAGUAUGAUCUUAAUUCUUAAGGAGUUGGGUUUUUAAUAAAGACUUCAUAUUA